Molecule: messenger RNA, 5184 nt
Organism: Colletotrichum scovillei
Lineage: Eukaryota; Fungi; Ascomycota; Sordariomycetes; Glomerellales; Glomerellaceae
Product: Sec7 domain-containing protein
Exons: 2
Coding region: 326-4930 (1534 amino acids)
Biological process (GO): regulation of ARF protein signal transduction
Molecular function (GO): guanyl-nucleotide exchange factor activity
Source: RefSeq, a predicted model, not a curated record
ACAUAAACAACACCCUUGCCUCACUUCACCUUAACUCACCUCGCCCCGUCUCGCCUGGCCUUACCAAACCUGACCUCACCUUGACACUGCUUACUCGGUCUCCCUACCGUCCAAUUCUCCUCCUUUGUGUUCAACUUCCACCGCGCAUCCCUCAUCUGAUAGACUCGCCAAUGUCUCCCGCCUCCGUACUCAACAAUUCCACCUCGUGCUGAUGGCUUAACGUCCGGAUCAUACGGCAUCCCACCGCACCACCCAGACGUGACCGCGGUCGUCAUCCUCCCACUUCUGACGAUAUAUCCCUGGCAAACCAUGACCCAUCGCCGUCAUGCCUUUCCUACGCCGUCGCGGCAACAUGGUCAGCGAGACCGAUAUGAGGCGCCAUACCAUUCUUGAGUCCGAAACUGCGCCUCAGCUACCGCCGCUCCCUCAACACUUCCCUCCCCAGCGACCUCAAUCCCACCACCAACAGCCCGACCAGCUGGCGCCCCCGCCACCGCUGCAGUCUCUCUCUCGACCCCAAUCACAACAGCACAAGAAGCAACAACUCGGCGACCACUCGAACCCGAUACCCGAGCUCAAACUGCCAUCAUCGCCCCCGCCGCCGCCGCCCACCUCGCAGCCGGAACAGGAACAGAAGCAGAAACAGGACCAGGAAACUCAAGGGGAUCAACCGCGACCCUCUGUGUCCAUUUCGGUACAAGAACCUCCGUCUACGUCUCUGGCCUUGCCUAGGCCAUCCGACGACGAUGAUGGCGCUCUCAAUCCACCGAAUCCCAAUGACCCUGAUGCGCGACCGGAUACCCCUCCUAUCCAGGAAGAGACACCAAAGCACCGUCGUUUCUCCAUAUUGAGGUUCCGCAACGCAUCCGACUCGCAAUUAUCGGUUAGGGCUAAACAACAGGCUGAAAAGCCCCCUCCUGUACCUCGCCCCCCUGAGAUUAUCACGACAGCUCCCACCGCCGACCUCCAGGUUCCCCAGAAGAAGCAGUCGCGCAUGCGACUCGCGGAUCGCUUCCGACGCUCAGGCGAAUUGCCAAGACACAGCGAGGAUGGAGGCGGAAGGGCCAUGACGUGGAAGUCAACGAGAAGAAAGACGGGGUUGGAAGACAUGGUAUCGAGAAACCGGCCAACCCUCGUGACUUUUGAGGAGCCUGGCCGCCCAGCAUCUUCGAGAUCGCCGACGAAUGGAGAGCAUCAUGACGUGCCCAACCUAUCUCUUCCCAAUAAUCGAGCCUCAGAAUCGUCGCGCUCCGACGCUAGCUCAGGAGAACACUUAUAUGCUACAAACACCCUAGGCAACUCGCCUCCGGCACCCUCAAGCUCCAGCUUUUUCCGCCUACCCCGAAGGAAACCCAAGGCUGCAGCGCCAAUGUUUGACUUGUCUCAUUUACCACAGAAGGGCAAGCCUUCGACUGACAACCCCGCCACGUCAUCUUCGUCUCUCGGCGGUCCCCAAUCGGCCGCUGCUUCUACUUCUAGAGAGGGAACCCCUCGUCCUCAGCAAGGCUCGCGGCCUCAUUCGAGUCACAGCACAAGGGCCAACUCCGUGGCGUCCUCUGCGCAUGAGCAGUCUGCGAAGCCCAAUGCUUCACCCGCUACUGCUCUGUUCAGACCAGGAUCGACAAACUCGGGACAGUCCUCCCCUACGCGUGCCCGCUUACAGCGCCGUGGCAGAUCGUCAACGAUGAGUUCUCUAGGAAGGGAUUCCACGGAUGGUCAUCUUGACCCUGGAACUGGUCGAGCAUCGACGUCAGUUGGGCGCAAAAGCUUCGGUGACCUACUUGGGCUGAACCGACUACGCCAAAACUCCGAUCUUGGUCAGGGUCGACAAGGCAGCCUGACACCAGCAACGCCUGGAUCCAACACUUCAAAGAACAACUCGUUGCAGAUUGCCCGCGAAGCCAUUCCUCUACCCGAGAGGCUUGAGGAUGAGACGCCCGUCAAGUACCUUGCUCGAAUAGAGGAAAUAUUGAGUCGCGGAGUAAUUGCCAGUGCGUUGUCCAAGGGGAGUGAUCCGUUCUCAAUAGCAGUCUUACGGAGCUAUAUGCGCCGCUUCAGCUUCUUUGAGUACCCAAUGGAUAUGGCUAUCCGAAAGCUGCUCAUGGAGGCCGAACUACCGAAGGAGACGCAGCAGAUAGACAGGUGUCUACAGGCUUUUGCGAACCGUUACCACGAAUGCAACCCUGGAAUCUAUGCCUCUCCAGAUCAGGCGUACUUCGUCGCAUUCUCACUACUUAUUUUACACACUGAUGUCUUCAAUAAGAACAACAAGCACAAGAUGCAGCAACCCGAUUACUUGAAGAACACCAAAGGGGAGGGUGUUUCGGACUCGGUCUUGAGCUGUUUUUACGACAACAUUACGUAUACCCCUUUCAUUCAUGUCGAGGAUGACCUAGACCUCAACAGCGAUCGGCUUUUGGCAAACAGGGCCAAGCGGAAGACGAUUUUCCCAGGAGGCACACCGGAAACUACGACCAAGCGGUCAAGCCGGGAGCCUCUUGAUCCUUACACACUUAUAAUAGACGGCAAGCUGGAUAUCUUGCGACCGAGUCUCAAAGACGUAAUGGAACUCGAAGACCAUUACAAUUACUUAGGGACGGCAAAAGAUCUCAACGUAAAGGAGCUUCAAAGAACUUUCUUCAGAACCGGAGUGUUGCAGAUUGUGUCAGCCAGAUCCCGGCCUGAUGCGUUCCGCGAUGACAAAGGCUCCAGCAACCCGGCCGAGGCGGCACAGGGCGUUGUUGACAUCAAGAUCACCAAGGUCGGGCUUCUGUGGCGCAAAGAUGUCAAGAAGAAGAAGACGAGGUCACCGUGGCAGGAAUGGGGAGCCAUUCUCACAGGCGCUCAACUCUACUUUUUCCGCAACACCACUUGGAUAAAAAACCUAAUGCACCAGUACGAGUCUCAUGUCAAGCAGGGUUUCGAUGGCGAGCCAAUUACCUUCAAGCCGCCUCUUCCGGAAUUCAAACCAGACGGGUAUCUGCCAACUAAGGAAGCUGUUGCGCUCGUCGAUUCCACCUAUAAGAAGCACAAGAACGCCUUCAAAUAUUCUCAGCCCAGCGGUUAUGUGGAGGAAGUUCUCCUAGCCGAUAAUGAGGAAGAGAUGAAUGAUUGGCUAGCCAAGCUGAACUAUGCAGCGGCUUUUACGACGUCAGGCGUUCGCAUGAGAGGCGUCGUGGGAGGCAAUUACGAGGGCCAAAGCCGGCGUGGUAUUAGGAGACUCGGCAGUUCGGCGUCUGCUCAAGUCAUCCAGACUCCAACAGGCGAUGUUAGCAUUGUUAGAGGCAAGAUUGACCACAAAGAGGCCGAGUCCAUCCAGGCGCAACGACGGCAGACUAUGAUGGAUGCAGUCGCCAAAGCUGAUGAAGAAAUUGCUCUGAAGGAGCAAGAAUUAGAAGGACACUUGAGGAACGCCCGGCACCUUCAGAUCCUAUCGCCUAUUCAAGGCAAAACCAGAGACCAGAUCUUGUCAGCUGCAGCUCACAUGGAUGUCAAGAUCAAGUGGACCCGCAUGGACAUGUGGAAAUCAAUGUGUCAUCGGGAUGUUCUCCUGAAGGAUCUAGCUGAGGAGCAGAGUCUUCGGGGUCUCACUCCUACUACAACUCAAAACGGCCGAGAGCCUCGUGAGACAUCACCCUCUGCCAAAGAAAGGCCUCCUAUUCUCGACGCCGUGUCGGCAAAUAGCGUGGCACGCAGGCGCAGGCGAUCAUCCGCCGCUGUCUCAACAAUUCAGCCUUCGAAAACUCCGCAAGCAGAGCCCGACUCUCCCGUCACUGAAGCUUAUCAAACCCCGCCUACCAGUGCUACUUUCAGCCCACACAAGCAUCAAAACUCAUGGGACUCGAAGGUUUCCAAGUCGACAGAGCGUGUUCAGCCUCAGAGACCUGGUUCCAGCUCCAGCCAGUCAUCUGGCGAGCCGACUUUCUACAGCCCGCAACAGCAUUCAACGCAGAAGAGAGGCAAUGCCACCGAACAGUCUGCAGACAAUGACCGACAUGAAGACGUUGAUGCAAACGAACGGGCGCUACUACAGCAAGCCGGUCUACUAGAGUCGGGCUCUCGCGGGCGAAUUCCCCCGGAACGGAAGCGAACGGGGUCUUUCUCUGAACCAGGAGAUGCCUCGGAGUCGCGAGAUACGCCUGGCUCAAUCGAUAAACAAGACAAGACCAAGAUCCGGCGAAGUCUCCAACGCACACUCAGAGAAAGUGCUGGCCACCUUUCACACCACCGCAGCAGAAAGGGCAAGGAAAUCAUCUCCGGCAGCGGCGCAGAUGACACUGGCCGUGAGGACGUGCUCACCAGGGGUUCCGGCAGUUUUGUGGUACAUGGAAAGAAGGCGUCCGUUAUCAACUUCGGCUCCGAGCUACAGCAACUUACUCCGGAGGAGCGCAUGAAGCAGCGUAAGCAAGACGAGCCUGCGUCCCCAGUCAGUGUCGCAGAAGACUACCACGACGCUUUGAAUGAUUCGCUGGAACCCACAGAAAGAAGAGAAUCAGCUGCCAGCGCCAGCACUGCCACAGCCAGGAGCUUUCGUGAACUUCAUCGCAAGUAUUCUUCAGCACACGCAUCCAAAGCACCCGCCUUUGGCGGGCACCUCUUGGUGCCAUCCGAUGGCGAGAGCGAGGCAGCAGUCAGUUUCUCUGAGGGAAGAAGGACACCGCUUCCUCCAAUCGAGAACGAGUCUGGAGAUGAAGAAGAGAGCGAGGCAGCUGUGAGCAGUCCGCAAAUCGUUAGCCCACGGCCUAUACCCAGCCCUCAGCUGAUCAUAAGUCCACAACCCAUCUCUGCUGCUCUGGCAACUCCACUGGCAACCGCGUCCGAGCCUUCGACGCCCUUAGAACCCCAGAUGGAGGAGAAGGAGGAGGAAGACGAGAGGGGUGCUGAGAUGCAACGGCUGCCUAGCCCCCCUGUGCAAGCAGUCAAGGCCUAGCUAGGUCUCAUAAUUUAAAGGGAGAGGCAAAACUUUCCGAGGCGAUUUUUCAUGUUGAAAAAAAAAAACCAUGCCGACAUUGUAGAACUAGUUGAUAUCGGAUGAUGCGGAUCUGGGGAUGAGUCAGGAGAAAACGGAAGAUACCAGCGAGCGAGAAAAAGAGUAGCUAGUGAUUUGAUAGAGAGGGAUGAACGGGAAGGGGCCGUAUGACAGACAGCAUCAUCAUUAAAGGAUGCGCAGGUAGGGGCCGGCAG